Choloepus didactylus (southern two-toed sloth) is the source of this 1996-nucleotide messenger RNA. It is a transcript of the gene ANGPT4, whose product is annotated as angiopoietin 4. The transcript is spliced from 9 exons. Bases 203 to 1699 code for a protein of 498 amino acids. Gene Ontology annotation, biological process: signal transduction. Lineage: Eukaryota; Metazoa; Chordata; Mammalia; Pilosa; Megalonychidae. The record is from RefSeq and is a predicted model, not a curated record. Gene Ontology annotation, molecular function: receptor tyrosine kinase binding.
GCCGAGCAGCUGUGGUAUUUGGAGCAAGUAUAAAUAGCCUCCUGGACGGAGCUCGGACAAACAGGGGUUUGCAGCUGCAGCGGCUCUGUGGGCAGGCCUGUCCACUGCAGGCCGUGGCUACAGAGGGUGCCGAGCUGGGCAGUGGGUAGGCACGGCCCCUGGGGGCUCCGACUCCACACCCCACACUGCCGCCGCGGCUCUGAUGCUUUCCUGGCCGGCUAUGCUGCUGGGCAGCCUCCUCCUCGUGGUGGCCACCAUGACUGCAGGCCAACGGAGGGGGCAGGAGGCGAGCGGGCGCCGCCGGGCACACCGCGUCCAGUACGGCCAGUGCAGCUACACCUUCGUGCUGCCUGAGCCAGAGCCCUGCCCACCAGAGCCCAUGGCCUUCGGGGGCUCCAACAGUCUGCAGAGGGACUCCCCAGCGGCCGCGCUGCAUCUGGGGGACUGGCCGGCCCAGCGGGUGCGACAGCUGGAGAAGGUGCUGGAGAACAACACACAGUGGCUGCAGAAGCUAGAGAGGUACAUCCAGAUGAACUUGAGGUCGGAGCUGGCGCAGGCCCAGCAGUACAUGGUCCAGAACCAGACGGCCACCAUGCUCGAGCUGGGCACCAGCCUCCUGAACCAGACCACCGCCCAGACCCUCAAGCUGACCGACGUGGAGGCUCAGGUCCUGAACCAGACGUCCAGAAUGGAGAUCCAGCUGCUGCAGACCUCGCUGUCCACCAACAAGCUGGAGAAGCAGCUACUGCUGCAGGGCCAUGAGCUCCACCAGCUGCAGGGCCUCAACAGCGCGCUGGAGACGCGGGUGCAGGCGCUGGAGACGCAGCAGCAGGCCGAGCUGGCCAACCUCCGCGGCGAGAAGGAGCAGCUGCGGCGCCUGCUGGGCCGCCAGAGCGGCGCCCUCGCGGGCCUCGAGCGCAGCCUGCGCGCCGCCAGCAGCAACUCCAGCCUCCUGCAGCGUCAGCAGCGCGAGCUGCUCGAGUCGGUGCAGCGCCUGGUGCACGUCGUGGCCCAGGGUCCGGCCUCUGGGAAGGCGGCUGAGCAGGUGUUCCAGGACUGUGCAGAGAUCCAGCGCUUUGGGGCCAAUGUCAGCGGCAUCUACACCAUCCGCGUGGCCAAUGUGACAGAGCCCAGGAAGGUGUUCUGUGACAUGGAGACCAGUGGAGGCGGGUGGACCCUCAUCCAGCGCCGUGAAAAUGGCAGUGUGAGUUUCCAGCGGAACUGGAAGGAUUACAAACAGGGCUUCGGGGACCCAGCCGGGGAGCACUGGCUGGGCAAUGAGGUGGUGCACCAGCUCACCAGCGGGGCAGCCUACUCUCUGCGUGUGGAGCUGCAGGACUGGGAAGGCAACGAGGCCUACGCCCAGUAUGAGCGUUUCCAGCUGGGCAGUGAGGGGCAGCUGUACAGGCUUUCCCUGAGUGGGUACAGCGGCUCGGCAGGGCGCCAGAGCAGCCUGGUCCUGCAGGGCACCAACUUCAGCACCCGCGAUGCCGACAAUGACAACUGUCUCUGCAAGUGCGCCCAGAUGCUGUCCGGAGGCUGGUGGUUUGACGCCUGCGGCCUCUCAAACCUCAACGGCAUCUACUACCCGGCCCGCCACCACGUGCGCAAGCUCAACGGCAUCCGCUGGCACUACUUCCAGGGCCCCAGCUACUCGCUGCGGGCCACCCGCAUGAUGGUCCGACCCGCGGGUGUCUAACGAGCAGCCGCGCCCAGAGGCGGGACUGCAGCGGAGGAGCCCGACUUGGUAACCACGGACCGCCUGGGCCAAAACGCAGGACACAGUGCCAGGGUCUUGUCCUGGACACCGGGGCCUCCUGAGCCAGCCCUCCGUGCCCCAAAAGUCCAGAAGAGCCACCUGUUCCCCUCAAGUUGUGACAUGGUGGGUGUGGGGGGGUGUCCCUGCCUCAGCGGUACCCCUCACCCCCUUCCAUCCUGUCUCCUGCAAGGACCCCCGGCCAGCUUGAGGAUCACAAUAUCCUGAAUGAGCUGAGAA